CGCGCAUGUCACACAACACGUGCAUCAGCCACGGUGUUUUUUCGUGGCGGUUGUGUUUACAUGAUUGUCUAGGGAAGUAAAACCAUUUUUUAAAAGUCAUUUAUAUAAUAACACGAAUAUAUCUAUUGUAAAUGGGGGGUCUACAGAAAAAGAAGUAUGAGAGGGGCUCUGCCACCAACUACAUCACACGGAACAAAGCCCGCAAGAAGCUGCAGCUGAGCCUGGCAGAUUUCAGACGCCUGUGCAUUCUGAAAGGCAUCUACCCUCAUGAGCCCAAGCACAAGAAGAAGGUGAACAAGGGUUCCACGGCCCCCCGUACAUUCUACCUGCUCAAAGACAUCCGGUUCCUCCUGCACGAGCCCAUCGUUCGAAAGUUUAGAGAGUACAAGGUGUUUGUGCGCAAACUGAGGAAGGCAUAUGGAAAGGCAGAAUGGACCGGGGUGGAGAGACUGAGAGAUAACAAGCCUGGCUACAAACUGGACCACAUCAUCAAGGAGAGGUACCCCACUUUCAUCGAUGCCCUCCGUGACAUCGACGACGCCCUUUCCAUGUGCUUCCUGUUCUCCACCUUUGCUCGCACGGGGAAGUGCCACGUCCAGACCAUCACGCUAUGCCGACGCCUCACUGUGGAGUGGAUGAACUACAUAGUCACAUCUCGCUCUCUCAGGAAGGUUUUCCUCUCCAUCAAGGGGAUUUACUAUCAGGCAGAGGUCCUUGGACAGCUCAUCACCUGGCUCGUGCCCUACCAGUUUGCCCAUGACCACCCGACAGAUGUGGACUACAGAGUAAUGGCCACCUUCACAGAGAUGUACACUACCCUCUUUGGCUUCAUUAACUUCCGCCUCUACCAGACCCUCAACCUGGUCUACCCGCCCAAGCUGGACAGCAAAGCUGAGUCGGAGCUGAAGGCAGAGCACGAGGAGGACUACGCUAUGGACUCAGAGAGCUACUUGGAGAAACUGUCAGCCCUGAGUGCCAGCCUGGCACGGGUGGUCGCCACCGCAGAGGAGGAGGAGAACCAGCUGGACCAGUUCCCUACCGAGGGGGAGGACCUGGAGAAUAUGGAGGCCAGAGAGAAGGUGCAGAAAGAGCAGGAGGCCCAGAAAAGGCUUUUUGAGGGGCUCAAGUUCUUCCUGAACAGGGAAGUUCCAAGAGAGUCACUGGCUUUUAUCCUGAGGUGUUUUGGUGCUGAGGUGUCCUGGGACAAGUCCCUCUGCAUUGGUGGCACCUACGAAGUGACCGACGAGACAAUCACCCAUCAGAUUGUGGACAGGCCUGACCUGGACAAGCAGUACAUCAACAGGUACUACAUCCAGCCCCAGUGGGUGUUUGACUCAAUCAACGCCAAGAUGCGCCUGCCCGUUGAGGACUACUUCCUGGGGACGACGCUGCCGCCCCACCUGUCGCCCUUCGUGGAGGAGAAGGACGGCGACUACGUGCCCCCGGAGAAGUUAAAGCUCAUGGCCCUGCAGCGCGGCGAGAAGCCCGUACAAGAUGAGGAGGAGGAGGAAGAAGAAGAGGAUGAUGAUGAUGAGGAGGAAGAGGAAGAAGAGGGUGAUGACGAUGUGGACGAAGAAGAGUUGACCGAGGAGAAGAAUCUGAAGAAGAUGGAGAAUAAGCGAGCCGAGGGCAAGACUUUGGGGGUGAAGGUGACCCCCGGCAAAGUGAAACCCUGGGAAACUGGUUCCGUGGGGAACAAGGUGCGCCUUGAGCAGGAGGAGAAGGCAGAGGAGAAGCGUCUGGCCAUCAUGAUGAUGAAGAAGAAGGAGAAGUACCUGUACGACAAGAUCAUGUUUGGCAAGAAGAGGACGACCCGAGAGGCAAACAAACUGACGGCCAAGAGAAAGGCCCACGAAGACGCCAGCAAGGCUCAGAAGAAGAAGAAAAAAGCCAAGAAACAGUAGCCACCUAACUGUGGAUAUUCAU
Messenger RNA from Coregonus clupeaformis (lake whitefish), 1926 nucleotides. Its product is annotated as pescadillo homolog. The transcript is spliced from 15 exons. NCBI's taxonomy places the organism in Eukaryota, Metazoa, Chordata, Actinopteri, Salmoniformes, Salmonidae. Gene Ontology annotation, biological process: ribosome biogenesis; maturation of LSU-rRNA from tricistronic rRNA transcript (SSU-rRNA, 5.8S rRNA, LSU-rRNA). Gene Ontology annotation, cellular component: nucleolus; PeBoW complex. Bases 132 to 1904 code for a protein of 590 amino acids. Gene Ontology annotation, molecular function: RNA binding. The record is from RefSeq and is a predicted model, not a curated record.